UCCCCGCCGCGCGUCGGGGCGCGCGUCCGUGACGUCAUCGCGCCAACCCGGAAGCGAGCACUUCCGGGUACGGCAGCUCCUGCCAUGGAUUUGGUGGCCGGGCUGGGCUGUGCCUGUGCCGGGCUGGCGGCCCUGGUGGCCCUGGUGGCCCUGGUGGCCCUGCUGGUGGUGGCCCAGCGCCUCGGGCUCCUCUACCGCCUGUUCCACAAGGUGGACACGACGAGUCCCCGCCAUGGUGGCGAGCUGGUGGCCGAGGUGCUGCGAGCCCACGGCGUGCGGUUCCUGUUCACGCUGCCCGGGGGCCACAUCUCGCCCGUGCUGGUGGCCUGCGAGAAGAUCGGCAUCCGCGUGGUGGACACGCGCCACGAGGCCACCGCCGUCUUCGCCGCCGACGCCGUGUCCCGGCUCUCGGGCCGCAUCGGCGUCGCCGCCGUCACCGCGGGCCCCGGUGUCACCAACGCGGUGACGGCCGUCAAGAACGCCCAGAUGGCCGAGUCGCCCCUGCUGCUCCUGGGCGGCGCCGCCGCCACCCUGCAGAAGGGCCGCGGGGCUCUCCAGGACAUCCCGCAGCUGCCGCUCUUCCGCACCCUCUGCAAAUCCGCGCUUUCCGUCGGCGCCGUGCGCGACAUCGUCCCCACGCUGCGCCGCGCCAUCGCCACCGCCAUGGAGGGCACCCCCGGCCCCGUGUUCGUGGAGCUGCCCAUCGAUGUCCUCUACCCCUUCCACGUGGUCCAGAAGGAGCUCGGGGGCUCCAAAACCCCGCGGGGGCUGCGGGGGGAAACCCCCCGCAGGUACCUGUGGAAUUACCUGUGCGAUCUCUUUGCGGGCGCCUGGGAGCCGCGGGAGCUGAGCCCGCUGGGGCUGCGGGUGCCGCGAGCCACGCCCCGAGAGCUUUUCCUGGUGGAGAGCAGCAACAGCAGCAGCUCCUACUGGCUGGGGGUGACGGACGCGGAGCAGGAGGGGAAAUGGCGCUGGGUCACCGGCGAGGAGCCCCAGUUCUGUUCUGGUAAAAACAACCAGUUCUGGGAAAAACAACAGUUCUGGGAAAAACAACCAGUUCUGGUUUUGGGGACGUGUGGCAGCGGGGAUCCGCAGCAGGAGCUGAAGGAUUGCGGCGCGCUGGGGCCCAAGGGGCGCUGGGUGAGCGAGCGCUGCUCGGAGCCGCUGCGCUGGGUCUGCGAGAGGCCCGGGCACUGCUGA
This is a messenger RNA of Vidua macroura (Pin-tailed whydah), 1200 nucleotides long. RefSeq names its product ilvB acetolactate synthase like (gene ILVBL). Gene Ontology annotation, molecular function: acetolactate synthase activity; flavin adenine dinucleotide binding; thiamine pyrophosphate binding. Gene Ontology annotation, cellular component: acetolactate synthase complex. Gene Ontology annotation, biological process: L-valine biosynthetic process. The coding region runs from base 85 to 1200 and encodes 371 amino acids. NCBI's taxonomy places the organism in Eukaryota, Metazoa, Chordata, Aves, Passeriformes, Viduidae. The record is from RefSeq and is a predicted model, not a curated record. The transcript is spliced from 10 exons.